Molecule: messenger RNA, 5750 nt
Organism: Mixia osmundae IAM 14324
Lineage: Eukaryota; Fungi; Basidiomycota; Mixiomycetes; Mixiales; Mixiaceae
Exons: 5
Coding region: 136-5451 (1771 amino acids)
Source: RefSeq, a predicted model, not a curated record
GCCUGCCGCUGCCGUCGUGCCCGCCAACGGCUGGAUCGGCAUUGCGUCGAUCAGCGCUCGCCAGACGCCAUCGGCUGCAUCAGUCAGAGCUUGACCGGACGGGUCCGGGCAGCGUAGACCGAGCGAGCCCACGCCAUGGCGAGCUUGUCAUUCCUGACAACAGAGCUUCAGCUCUUGUCAGUCGAAGCCAAACGCAAGAACCCCGAGGUCAAGGAUGCAGCGGACAAGGCGCUCACACUCCUGCGUACAUCGCCCGAGCAAGCGCUCGCUGAUCUGCGACAGGAGUCGGCCGCUCUUGCCGGUCAAACGCCAAUAUUGCUCCAGCCCAUCUUGCUGGGAUGUCAAACGCGAGUGCCCAAAGUCGUCGCCAUCUCGAUUGGCAGUCUUCAGAGACUCGUCGGCGUCAGAGGCGCCAUCACCUCCUCUAAUAUAUCGCCUGUUCUGCAAACGCUGCGUUCGGUGCUCUCGCAGGGCGUAGAGAUACAGCUCAAGAUCCUACAGACCCUCGUUUCGCUGCUCACGACAGCCAAUGCGGUCAUCCAUGGCGAGAUGUUGGCCGAAUUGCUCUUGCUCAGCUUUAGAUUACAGGAAAGCAAGAUCGGUGUCGUCUCAUCUACGGCUGCGGCCACCCUCAGGCAGCUUGUCAUGAUCAUCUACGAAGGCGUUGUCCAGGAAGAUCGAACGAUAAAUGAUGCAGAUGAUAGUGUGCAGCUCGACGGCACAAGCUUCCAAGUCAGUCUGGACUCGGGAGAGAUGCUCAAGCUCGGUCCGUCUGCGCAUGAUGCCUAUCUUGUCUUCCAGGAUCUGUGUCUGCUCGUCAAGGGCGAGCCAGCCGUCUUCCUGCAACUCAAGUCGUUGCCGCGCACCUUUGGUCUCGAGCUCGUCGAGAGCGUCCUCUCUGAUUUCUGGCCAGUCUUCAAGAAGCAUCCAGAGCUACUCAAUCAGCUUCGCACGACACUCUCGCCCCUCUUGAUCACAGCCUUGGCCGAAAAGCCCACCUUUUCUGCAAGCCUCCGACUUAUGCGUGUCAUCUUCCUGCUCCUCAAACAAUUCAAUGACGAUCUCGUGGACGAGUCAGAAGUCUUCCUGUCCAUGUUUGUCAGAAUCCUAUCUGCGCCCGAAGCAGACCAAGCUUCACUGACAAGCGUCAGCACGCCUACGAUCGAGCAUCCUCCCAGCGCUGCACAUGCCUUGUCGAGAGAAGCAAGUCCGCCAUGGAUGCGCAUACUCGCGCUCGAGAUCUUCAGAGGCCUUUGCUCGGACUUUGAACUCCUGCGCAAGUUCUGGAACCGUUAUGAUGCUGCUCAAACGAUCUCAUCGGCCGCAGACCGCAAGUCUACGAGCGUAUUCCUGCCCAUGAUCAGCUCCUUCAAUCGCUUGGCAACAGAGAGGCCGCAGCUGCUCGGCGUGGGUGCCGAGAUCAUGUCUGGUUCCAGUUCGGGCGCGAUGCCCAGCGAAUAUUCAGUCAGCGGCAUGCUUGACGGGAUGGUCGAGAUGGCAACACAAGCCGCCAACAGCGUCGGGGUGAUCGGCACUGGCCAUGCCACCUCUUUGUCAGCUUCGACUGCAGCGAUGAAGUUGCAAUGCAUCGACCAGCUCGACAAGUCAGAUGCACCGCCCAUCCCAGAAACUUAUCAAUCCCUGCUGACGUUACACUGUCUUGUAUCUAUCGCAAAUGGGCUCGCCAACUUUGUGCUGCCUCUCUACAACACACAAGCUAGGCAAAGACCACGUUCUGCAGGCGAGCCGAUAAAUAUGGCCCAGGGCGUGCUUGAUCUCACCACCCUCGAGUCAGACUUGCAAGACCGGCUCAAGUCAGCCCAGGCUAUGUCGGAUGCAGGGUGGCCUGCACUGCUAGCCUCUCUCAGCUUCUUUGUCUCUGCCAAUAUUGACGAGGAACUCUUUCACGACACGCUAAAGGCAAUGCAAGCCGUCUGCAACGUUUGCGGUGUGCUCGGCCUCCAGACCCCCCGCGACGCUUUCUUGACCUCUUUGUGCAAAUUCGCGAUACCGCCUGCUAUACUGACAAGUCUGAUAACGAGCAUUGAGCCGUCCAAGCCUGCCAAUGAUACCAUCUCACCCCUUGCGCUCUCGAGUCAGCCGAUGAUGCUCAGUCUUCGCAAUCUCGCCUGUCUCAAAGCGCUGCUCAAUGUGGCACAGUUUCUGGCAGGGAGCUUAGACGCAGCCUGGUUUCACAUUUUCGCCACGCUCGCGAAUGCCGACUUUGUGCUACGCACAGAUAGCGCUCGACGGCAGAAGCAAAGGCAGAUCAAUGUACCCAUUAGCUCGACAUCGUCGCCCAUGAAAGCUCGUACGCCAUCAUCGUCCGGUCAGUCGGCUCAACAGCUUGCGCAAAAAGCUUCGCUAUACGAAGCCGAUGCAAAGGACGUGCACUUAGGCAUGACAAAGGUCUUUGACGCUUCGAAGACGCUAGAAGACGAAGCGUUCAGGUGGUUCAUUGCCGCGCUUUGCCGGCUCAAUGGCGAGAUGCUUGGAUUGGCCGUCAACGACUUGGGCGAGCCCGCCGAUCUUUCCAAAUCAGCGGAGCCUGCGCCUGCUGAGUCACCUGUCACCGCAAAGACAGGACGACGGCGUCAAGCAGAUGCAAGCGUCGUCAGGAUCUUGCGGCAGGGCGAAUCAUCCUUUGCCAUGACCAAGAUCUGCGACAUCGCUGUGCUCAAUAUUCAUCGUCUGAUCUAUCGCGAUGCUCGCAUGGGGUGGAGCCUCGUCACCUCUCACCUACUCGCUAUCGCACAGUGGCCGGAAGGUAACCAUCUUACGCGGACACAGGCAGCCGAUGCGCUAGAUCAGAUCUUGGCAGUCGCACCGCGAAAUGUCAGCAAUAGCAGCGAAGAGCAUCGCAGUCAAGUUCAGGAGCAGGUAUUGCUUGUCCUUGCUCAGCAAGCAUCGCCUCAGUCGCCACCUAGCUCCACUGAUGUCGAAGUACGCCGACUAUCACUCGAGACCUUAUUCAAGAUCAUCGAAUCAUCGGGACACUCAUUCGUCGGAAAUUGGCAUCGUGUCUUUACUAUGCUCAGAGCUGCAUGUCCGCUCAAUGACGACUCAGCUCGUGUACCGGCGCUUGUCAGGAUGAGCUUUCCGUCGCUUCAACUGAUCUGCUCCGACUUUCUGGCGUCACUGGAUCCACAGGCUCUCCACAUGUGCGUCGAUACGCUAGCAGAUUAUGCCAAGCAGACUGCAGACAUCAACGUUGCUCUUACGUCGGGGGGCCUGCUGUGGAAUGUCUCUGAUCACAUACAAGGGCGCAGGAGCGAGGAUGAACUCGGAUUCGGCACUCUCUGGUUGACUUUGUUGGCGCGACUGCUCACGCUGCAGCAGGACGAGAGGCAAGAGGUCCGGGACGGCUCUAUCCAGACUCUGUAUCGCUGCGUCCUGCUAUAUGGCGGCGCGCUUGACGCUUCCACUUGGGAUAAGGUCCUGUGGGAUAUCAUCUUUCCGCUCUUCCGCUCAUUGUCGAGCUCGAGCUAUGCAAGCGCUUCGCGAGUACCUGAGCAGAGCGUCAGCAAGGAGGCAGAAGAGGCGCGCACUUUGCUGGUUAAGCAAUGGAGUGACAGCAGAAUCCUAGCGAUGGGCUUCAACGGCCAGCUUUUUCACGACUACAUACUGAAGAUUGCGAAUACCGAACGCUUCGCCGAGGCUUGGCGGAUGAUGCUGGCCCAACUCGUCGAGGCGUAUACCUCGGGCCAAGACGCAGUCGCAACGGCGGCGAUGACUUCGCUAGGCAAAAUGCUUGCUGCGCCAAUGGAGGAUAGCUCCAGCUAUUCAGAAAGGCUCGGAGAGGCAUGGCAAGCAGCGUGGGAUGCUUGGGCAUCGAUGGGCGCAUUGCUGCGACCCGGCGUGCCUGUCGAGAGCAAAGACGCAAGCUUCAGUCAGGCUACUUUGCGUGCAUUUGUCGAGGUUGCAAAGCCCCUGCUCGGAAGGUCGCUACUAUCUCUCAAUCUCCAGCGCAGCGUUCAGGUUCUAGCGAUCAUGCACGACGUGCAGCUUUGGAACCGUAGCGACGACUAUCGGCCUGAUGUCGACUCACUCACGAACGUGCAACAAUCUGUUCUGGAGGUCAUAGACCUGCUCGAUCUGUCCGUGCCCGGCGUAUCUUCGCGUGUGCUGGUCGAGCUUUCAGAUUACGCGACUUUCGCUUAUACGACUGCGCUACCCUCUCCGACAUCUCCAAGUCCAGUGCGAAGGCUUACCUUCGUUGCGCUGGCAAAGGACACAAUGCCUCGAAUCGGUGGCCUGUACACGAAGCACGCCGGCUCGCUCGAACUGUACACCAGUGCCGCUGUUGAGCAUGUGCUCGCUGCAUUUGCCAUACCCAUGAAGCUCAAGUAUGAAUGUCCCCCGCCAGCCAAAUUCGGCAAUGAUCUGCCGCUCUGGAAGACGGCCACCAAUCUCUUCAUGGAUCUGGCAACUCUUCUCAUCCGCACGAUCGUCAAGAUUCGAUCCGAUUUACCUCCAAAGACGUAUGCAAUGAUAUGGCAACAGCUCGUCUCGACCAUCGCGGGCGGCUUGUUAGCUGACAACAAGCCCGUUCGUAACCUCUCGAGCGCAGCCCAGAUCGAGGCCGAGGAGUACGAUCGUCAGCUCCUCAAUUUCAUCGAAGCGUCCAUAUUGCCCCACGUCAGCCAUGUCUCUAUUGAAGACACAACGCUGCUCAGAUUGGCGACGACCCUUCAAAAUUGCUCCCGGCUAUACGAUCUCAUCCUGCCCAGCCAUGACAGUCGCAAGGCAAAGGCAAAAGCGCUUGCAAUGCAAGAUGGUGCGAGCGAAGCGCGUUUCGCACAAUCCUUUGAGGAGCAAGCGGCUGGACAUUGCAUCGGCACAACGGCUGAGAUCGAGGAGGUCACUCGUCCGCGUUGGGCAUUCUGGUCUUUCAACGUGCUUGCCAAGCUCGUCGCUGCCGAUCCUACCAACGACACUGCAGAGGCGAGCAGAAUGGCGAGGCUAGCUUUGCCGAUCUAUCUAAGUCGCUGUAUCGCUGCCGUCAAGACGUACAUUGCCGAUGCGACGUGUCGGGGCAAGCUACCUUUUCCGAGGAUACGAGUCGACGAGCUCAGCUACGUGAUGAAGAGCUUGCUUGAUCUUGAGCUUCGGGAAGGAUGCUUCCAAGCGGCAUUCGCCGAUCAUCAUGGCCAAAAGAACGGCAAAGCGACUCACCAUCGCGCGAUUCUCGUGGACGAGCUACAACGCUCUCCGGCGGCCCAUCUAUUCCACAUCUAUCCUUUAUUGCUCACGCUCAACGGGAUGACGGAGAUUGCGCUGACGAUGCCUCCACCAGUGCGACAGAAGUCUUCCGGAAUGUUCUCGAGGCGGACGUCAAGCAAUGCCACUGCAACACUUACUUCUGAACCUCGAGAUGCGAGGACGCUCAGCCGGUUGUGCCUAGAGCGAGUCGGCCGGACCAUUGCGCUCGGCGACACACUUGUGCUCUAGUUGCAUGGAUAGAUUGUACAACAUGUGCAUUGUCUAGUCUAUGCCCAGAUCGAGACCGUCGCUGGGUGGUAGGUCUGCUUUGCUGGUCGUAGCCUGCUCGCCAACUGUCGCGUGAGGUGAUGGCUCUGGCUUGCUCUCUGAUGCCGUAGCUUCGGUCUCAGCGGAAGUCUUGCUAGGUUGCCUGUCAGCUGCGGCGAGUCCCUUCUCGGCCAAUAUGGACUCAUCGAUGAUGUCAAAGACGACAACGAAGAACGUUCGCUUGCCGUCCUCGGUCUGACAGACAUAGCGAACGGGCUGAC